GUAAAAGAUGCUGUUGGGAGAAUGUGUUUGGAUGCUAAGGACAUGUUAGAAUAUACUGUGUAGUUAUUUAUAGGGGUUUGAAGCUAUAUUUCUGGAAAGUGGAUAGGUUUGUCCUCUCUAACUUCACUAUUUCUUCCUUAAAAAAACACAAUUCAAGUUAAUUGCUUUAUAUAUUCCAAAAAAAAGAGAGAAUAAUUUAAUAUUAAUUAUGUAAUAUUAUACUAUUAUAAUAUAAUAUUAUCCAUUGUAUCAUAUUAAAUAUUGAUUAUAUAAUAUUAUUAUGUUAUUAAAGGAAGGAGAAGGCUGAAGGACUUGGGAGAUGGGAUGGAGGCUAUUAUUGUCUUUUUACCUCAAUAAAAUGUCGGCAAAGGGCCCGCCAACUAGAGCUAAUUAUGGGCCGAGGCUCGGGCCUAAAUUCUAUUCAUUUUUAAUCACACUUCAGGCUGGGCUGAUGUAAAACUUGAUGUUAUUUAUACUUAAGUUUGGCCCGUGAUUAGCUAUGCUCCCAACUGCUGACGACCGAGAUUAGGAUUGAUGAAAAUGAGGAUAAGAAAGUCUGGCAUCAAGGGCAAGAAGAAGGAUGAGGGUUUAUGGGGAUGGGGUGUGUGUGAGAGAGAGAUGGGCUGUUGAGACGGGAUUGGAGAUAUAUUCCGAAAUUUUCUUUCGUUCUUUUGAAAUUUUUUGUUAUUUUAGUUUUGAAAUCUAAUUAGAUCUCAUCUCAUUUGAUCAAGGAAAAAACAAGAAAGAAUAAGGAGACAGAGCAUGCUGGGGAGAAAGAUCUUAGAAUUUAGAUGAGGUAACAAAUAUUUUUUUUAAAAAAUAAAUACGUGAAAGAGCAAUUGAGACAGAGUUGGACGGUCUGAUCAGAAACCACAUGGGUCUUCGAAUAUGGAGAGCCUACCUAGAUUUCUCUCACCAAAACUCUCCACCUUGACUUGAAACAACUAUAUGCCCUCUUCUUUUUUUUUUUAACUGGCAUUUCAUAUUGCCAUCACAUGAGUACAGCCAGACAAGUCAAAAGAAAAAAAGUGAUACAAAGAAGAAGAGAUUCCAGUGGCCCUCGUUCAAACAAACUUAUCGAAGUGCCGAGCCAUGAAGAAAGCAAUCUAAUCUAUAGCUCUGUUUGUCUUCCGAAAAAUGUGUGAUGACUCUAUCUCGUUUGAAAAAUGUGUGAUGACUCUAUCUCGUUGGGUGCUUCAGCUCGAACUACCGCUUCGCAUUCAAAUGGAAAAGGUCGCGACGCGUCCCAUGAGUGCCGCAAAUGCCUCAAAGGUAAGGAAGCAAACGGAACUUCAACACAUGCAUUACCAAAAGUAAGUACGUCUCGAGCCUUUUAAUACUACCUGAGGAGGAUUGGUUGACGUUAGAUGGCGUGUCGCCCAUGUGGGACACCCACCGAAAAGGGCAGAUAUAUAUAUAUAUAUAUACACACACACCUCACAUGACCACCUCAUUGCGCAUAUAAACCAUCUCCAAAUCUACCCCUUGACCACCAUCCAUAUGCUCUCUUAAUAGCCAACACACUCUAAUCUUGCGCUCUGCUGUCUUCCCACCACCUUGCCUUUGAUAAAUUCCAACUCUCAAUUGAUUCUCUGAUCUGAUGCUUUUUUAUUUUAAGGGUGGAGAUAGAGAGAGACAGGAGCGACAGAGAAAAUAUUUGUAUAGAAAUCUAUCAGGGUUGCUGUCCUUGACCACCAAAGAUUCGCACGUACCACAACUAUUGUCAUCACAUUACAGCUAGCGAACAUGCAUGUAAAGUUUGGUGAUUAAAUUAGUCUUAAGAUAACUCGAACUAUGACUAUGCAUGUUCACUCACGUUACAAAUUGCUGUGAAUUGCUUGACGUUAGAUCCUGCGAUGGCUGUUCAAACCACCGCAUGACCAUUCGGAGGUCACUAGUACUCGUGGCAGAAGGAAGAGGGAGUUUGAAGGUAACGUACAGCUCAUGAAUCUGAUCUUUCUUCAUUUUGUUUGCCGAACAAAGUAUCUUGCCGACAUCGUUUUCGACCUACUUUUAACGACAUUUGUCAAAUGCUUAGAUGAACUGAAACCAACAGAUUUGGUCAUAUAUAAUCGAGGUGUUUCACCCCAGAGCUGGAAAGUAGAAUUGGAAGAAGAAGAGGAUGAGGAGGGAAAUAAAAGAACAUUCGCAAUUCUAAUGAGGAGAGAGGACAUGCUUUUAUAACACACUGCACUCGAAGCAUCUCAGAAGCCUCUAUUUGAAUCAAAAUUUGUGGCACCCUGAGAACAGCGAGCUGAGGAUGGGCCACAAGGCAGGGUCCCCAAACGUAGGCUGCAAAGUCCUACCAAUAUGUGAUUCUGCGUCGACUGGCUCUAAUGGUGGGGAGAGCAGCAAUGGCUCCGAGAAAGAUGUUCGCAAGGGCCAGCCAAGGAAGGCAGUUUCUCGAAUGAAGGAGCUUCUUAGAUGGGCUGCUGCUGCCAAGUCCCAUAAAGGUGGAAGCAAGGGAUGGAAGAAGGUCUUCUACUUCCAAAAGAGCGUGGCUCUUAAAGCCCAAGUGGAUGAUACAAGUUCAAAUUCUAGUAGAAGUUUCAGAUGGGAUGUGGGCGGCUGCUCGACUUCAUCAUCCGUGUAUUCUCCAGUAUCGCUGGCAUCGAUGUCUGGAUAUGAUCAAACAUGGGCGAAGAAUUCUUCCAAUCUUUCAGCUAAUUUUCGGAGUUCAGAAUGUGAUGCGAAUGCUAGCUCGAAGACUGAAGAUUACGUGAGGACCGGACAUUGGAUAACUACAGACUCUGACUUUGUGGUGCUGGAACUCUGAAGCACUCAUGCUUUCAGAUACCUGCGGCAUUGAGCAAACUGAUGGAUUGCUCAGAUAUUUCUUGGUUCUCAAGCACGAUGUCUUGUGGAGGGUUAAUAUUUUGGCUUCCUCAAACCGAAGGAUGUGCAUUGUUUUUGGGAGAAAAUGGACCAAUAAGUUGAAAGACCAAAAUGGUGGACAUGGAGUAACCCACGCAGGGAUCUGUUUACUUCUCAAUGAGUUUUGAGAAAAAAUUCUGAGUGAUUGAUUUUAAUGUUUGGAUCAAUAAGUCUUCUCUCCAACCUCAGGAUCCCUUGGAAGAGAAUCCAAUUCAGACGGCAUCAGGUCCGGCGCUCGAGUCUUCCAAAGCCACCGGGGAUCAUAGAAGGAGCUGCCUGCUUGAGAGCCAUGGGGGCGGUGAAAGAUUAAUACGGUGAAACUAGUUCCUUCUUACGGUUUGUUUAGAUGAUUAGGCUAAAAAUUUUAUUCAAUUUGUUGGUUGGACUAGUAAGCAAAAUCGUAAGAUUAUAUGCUAGACUAAAUCUAUAUUCAUAAGUGCCCAUGAAUAGCUUUGAAAGGAGCCAAUCUGAACCUUAUAUAGGAAGAAGGAAAAAAAAAAUAGUAUGUAACCCUAGAGUUAUAUGAUUCAGGCCGGCUCAUUCCAAAUCGAUUCAAGAAUAUUUAUGAAUAUAGGUCUAAUCCAAUUUAUAAUUUUAUAAUUUUGCUGGAUAGUUUUGAAUAGUUUUGUACUAGGCUAAUUUAUGAAUUCGAUAAAAUUUUUAGCCUAAUUAUUCAAAAUAAUGUAAGAGGAGGAAAAAGAUUUUGCCCUUAACAGUUCCGCAUGAACUUCUUAAAUUGGGUGGGGGAGGGCUUGCGGGUAUUCUAUCUCGGAGGAAACAGCCGUGGAGAUCUCGAACUCCCUUCGGGCCAAGGAAAAAGAGAGAGCUGCUGUGCUUGUGCGAUGGCUUCUGUUGGUCCUUUGCUUUUGUGAAGACCCGAACUGAAGUCGGCAAGGAGUGCCGACUUCAGUUGGAUCAUCGUGGGUUGCCCACGAAGACCAUGCCGGCCGAACGGCCAGCGUGAUCUCCGCAAGCCACCCCUCUCUUCCCUCUCUCCCUCUCUCCCCCUCUCUCUCUCUC
Molecule: messenger RNA, 3894 nt
Organism: Phoenix dactylifera (date palm)
Lineage: Eukaryota; Viridiplantae; Streptophyta; Magnoliopsida; Arecales; Arecaceae
Source: RefSeq, a predicted model, not a curated record